Drosophila persimilis is the source of this 3127-nucleotide messenger RNA. It is a transcript of the gene GCS2alpha, whose product is annotated as neutral alpha-glucosidase AB. The transcript has 5 exons. Gene Ontology annotation, molecular function: carbohydrate binding; alpha-glucosidase activity. The record is from RefSeq and is a predicted model, not a curated record. Gene Ontology annotation, biological process: N-glycan processing; carbohydrate metabolic process. Bases 117 to 2885 code for a protein of 922 amino acids. NCBI's taxonomy places the organism in Eukaryota, Metazoa, Arthropoda, Insecta, Diptera, Drosophilidae.
CUUGGUGGUUACAUAGGAGUCACCCAGUGAUUGGGUGGUAUUGCAGCGAUUUGAAUCUAUCUCUCAGCGGUCAAGAAUCAGAGAAGAGCCCGAAGGGCAAUAAAAAUAACAUCAGAAUGGGCUACGCUCUCUGUGUUUUGGCCGUUGCCUGCGCCUUGGCCGCCUAUGCAUCUGGCGUCGAUCCAAGCAAUUUCAAGACAUGCGAACAAAGCAGCUUCUGUCGCCGCUCGCGGAAGGUGCAGAGCACGGGCAGCAAGUAUGCUCUCAUACCAGGCACCUUGAACUCCUACAUGGACUCGCUGACGGGCGAUCUGAUUAACAAGGAAAACCACCAUCUGUUCUCCUUCAAGCUGGAGGCCCUGGCGGGCAGCACGUUCCGCCUGCAGAUCGACGAAAAGCAGCCGCUGCGACCCCGCUAUAAGGUUGAGCAUGCCCUGAAGGGACAGCCCGAGGCCGGGCACAUUCACGUCCACAAAGAGACCGAUGGUGAGAUCAUCAUCACUUCAAAACACACCAAGGCUGUCAUACACGGAGAUCCCUUCCAUAUUGAUUUCUACGAAAACGAUGUUUUGGUUGUGUCCGUCAAUUCCAAGAACUGGCUUUACUUCGAGCAUCUGCGCCAGAAGCCCAAAGAGCCGACCGAGCACCGCGAUGGCGAUCAGGAGGACCAGGACGGUGCUGUCGAGACACCAAAAUUAUCCGACUCAAUCGACGACCCCGGCGCCUGGGAGGAGAACUUUAAAUCGCAUCACGACUCCAAGCCCUACGGCCCAGAGGCAGUGGCCCUAGACUUCUCCUUCCCCGCUGCUGAGGUUCUCUUUGGCAUACCCGAGCAUGCAGACAGUUUUGUAUUGAAAUCGACGUCUGGCACGGAUCCCUAUCGUCUGUACAAUCUAGAUGUUUUCGAGUACGUUGUGGAUAGCAAGAUGGCCUUGUAUGGCUCAGUUCCGGUGAUCUACGGCCAUGGAGCACAACGCACUGCUGGCGUUUAUUGGCAGAAUGCAGCAGAGACCUGGGUGGACAUCCAGACGUCAGAGACAAAUGUUGUCUCUUCGCUAGUUAACUUUGUUUCCGGCUCCAGGAAAACACCUCCGCCGGGGGCUCAUUUCAUAUCCGAAUCGGGCAUAGUCGAUGCAUUCAUCCUGUUGGGUCCCAAGCCAUUGGAUGUCUUCAAGCAGUACGCGGCCCUCACCGGCACCCAUGAGCUGCCGCAGCUUUUCUCACUGGCCUACCACCAGAGUCGCUGGAACUACAAUGACGAGCGAGAUGUGACCGCGGUAUCGGCCAAGUUCGAUGAGUUUAAUAUACCCAUGGACACCAUGUGGCUGGACAUCGAGUAUACCGAUGGCAAGCGCUACUUCACGUGGGACAAAUUCAAGUUCCCCCAGCCGCUGACCAUGAUCAAGAAUCUCACCGAGCUGGGCCGUCAUCUGGUGGUUAUUAUCGAUCCCCAUAUCAAACGAGACAAUGGCUACUUCUUCCACCAAGACUGCACAGAGAAGGGCUACUAUGUAAAGACGCGGGAGGGCAACGAUUACGAGGGCUGGUGCUGGCCGGGAUCUGCCAGCUAUCCGGACUUCUUCAACCCGGACGUGCGGCAGUACUAUGCCAGCCAGUUUGAUACAUCCCGGUUCCAGACGGUCACCACAGAUGUGAUGUUGUGGAACGACAUGAACGAGCCGUCCGUCUUCAAUGGUCCUGAGAUAACGGCACCUAAGGAUCUAAUUCAUUAUGGGAACUGGGAGCACCGCGAUGUCCACAAUCUCUACGGCCACAUGCAUUUGAUGGGCACCUUUGCCGGCCUCCAGCAGCGCGAUCCGAACCAGCGUCCCUUUAUUCUCACUCGGGCCCACUUUGCUGGCUCCCAGCGUUAUGCGGCCAUCUGGACGGGUGACAACCUGGCCGACUGGACGCAUCUGCAGCAUUCGAUCAAGAUGUGCCUGACAGAGGCCGUGGCCGGAUUUUCUUUCUGCGGUGCCGAUGUCGGGGGAUUUUUCGGCAAUCCCGAUAGCGAGCUGCUGGAGCGCUGGUAUCAGACCGGUGCCUUUCUACCCUUCUUCCGUGCCCAUGCUCAUAUCGACACCAAGCGCCGGGAGCCAUGGCUCUACCCCGAGCGCACUCGUCUUGUCAUUCAAAACGCGAUCAGGAAGCGCUACUCAUACCUGUCGCUCUGGUACACCGCAUUCUUCGAGCUAGAGCAGACUGGGGCGCCGGUGAUACGCCCAUUGCUCACACACUAUCCGUUCGAUAAGGAGACCUUUGGCAUCGACAACCAACUGCUGGUACAGGAUCGCCUACUGGUCAAACCGGUCAUGCAGCAGGGUGUCAGCAAGGUAGAUGUAUACUUUCCGGCCAUCGAUGAUAAGAAAAACGGAGACUUGUGGUACGAUGUGGAAACGUAUGAGCGUCAGGACCGUGUCGGUUAUGUGACUGUUCCUGUUACUGAAUACAAGAUUCCAGUUUGGCAACGCGGUGGCAGCAUUCUGGCCAAGAAGGAGCGCCAGCGUCGGGCAUCAACUCUGAUGCUACACGACCCCUACACUUUGAUCAUUUGCCUGGAUCGCGACAGAAAAGCUGUCGGCACACUCUACCUGGACGAUGAGAAAUCCUACGCUUAUCGUGAGGGCCAAUACAUCUAUGUGAGCUACGAAUUUGCCGACAAUCAGCUAACCAACAACUUCAUUGGCAAGCCCAAGUACAAGUCCGAUGCCUGGAUUGAGCGCAUCGUCAUUGCCGGACUUGAGCGUGUGCCCAGCGGUGCCAAGAUCACCGUCAACGGAGUACAACAGUCGCUUGAGGUGACGCGUCAAGGGGGUGCCGUGGUCGUGCGCAAACCGGCCGUUAAAAUGGACAUUGACUUCGUCCUCACCCUGAACUAUGAAUAGUUUGUCUUCAGACUAGUAUUAACUGUAUAAACUACACAAAUCUGAUAUUUCUGUUAAACGAUUUAAGUAACCCAAACUGCAAGUCAGUCCCAUCUGCCUAGCAGUAUUAUUCCAUGUAGAAUAAAUUUGAAGAUUUCCGGUCCUUUUUUUUAUAUCUAAUCGGAUUACGAUUAGACUGUUCUGUUCUGCGACUCAGCUCGAAAUCCAAUGUUCGAUAAUAAAAACAGGUUUUUAAGAAGACA